UGUUUUGUUACUUCAUGAGAUUUGAUUUUCCAUCCUGAUGCUCCUACAGCAUCCACAAUGAGACCCUGAUGAGGCUCUAAAGAGGAAGAUGAAGGCGCCCAUGGCUGCUCCUCAUCUGCUGCUGGUAGGGCUUUUUCUAAUUGGAUCAGUCUGAUUAAAGGGAUUAGGAUGACCUCUCUGGCAGAUCCUACUUUAAUAAUCUGCAACACUGAGAAUGUUUCUCCUUUGCUCAAACGGGGAGUUCCAGAGACAGCAGUGGAUGCUACUUGCUUUUGAUGAACUGUGAAUUUCAUGCCCCUAUUCCUGAGCUCACCGGAGCCCUAGGAUAAGGGAGUAGACAUGGCCAGACCUGAGAAGGGCUCCCUGCAGACUGGGCCAUCCGCCGAGCCCCAAACGCCUUGAAUUCUUGUCUCUAAAGCUCACCAAGUUUAAGAGCCCAGAGCCCACUUGGGCUUCAGCCAGUAAAAAUGGCACUAAUGAAAGUCAAAUUCGACCAGAAGAAGAGGGUCAAAUUAGCCCAGGGGCUCUGGCUUAUGAACUGGCUUUCGGUGCUGACUGGAAUCAUCCUCUUCAGCCUGGGAAUAUUUCUCAAGGUUGAGCUCAAGAAGAGAAGUGAGGUAAUGAACAAUUCAGAGAGCCAUUUUGUCCCCAACUCCCUGAUCGGAGUAGGAGUGCUAGCUUGCAUCUUCAAUGCUCUUGGGGGCAAGAUCUGUUAUGAUGCUCUAGACCCCGCAAAAUACGCCAAAUGGAAGCCAUGGUUGAAGCCCUACCUGAUUGUCUGUGUUCUGUUCAACGUCCUCCUCUUCUUGGUUUCUCUCUUUUGCUUCCUGAUGAGGGGCUCCCUGGAGAGUACCCUGGCCAAUGGGCUCAAGAAUGGCAUGAAGUACUAUAGGGACACAGACACCCCAGGUCGGUGCUUCAUGAAGAAGACUAUUGACAUGUUGCAGAUUGAGUUCAGGUGCUGUGGAAACAAUGGCUUCCGGGACUGGUUUGAGGUCCAGUGGAUCAGCAACCGAUACCUGGACUUUGCCUCCAAAGAAGUUAAAGAUCGAAUCAAGAGCAAUGUGGAUGGACGGUACUUGGUGGAUGGUGUCCCCUUCAGUUGUUGUAACCCAAAUUCUCCUCGGCCCUGCAUACAGACCCAGCUCACCAACAACUCUGCCCACUACAGCUAUGACUACCAGACUGAGGAGCUCAACUUGUGGGUCCGUGGCUGCCGGGAGGCACUACUACAUUACUACAGCAGUAUAAUGAACACCAUGGGUGUCAUCGUCCUUCUUGUCUUGAUCUUUGAGGUAAUCGCUACAGUUGGACUGCGCUACCUACACACAGCCCUGGAAAGCGUGGCCAAUCCUGAGGACCCCGAGUGCGAGAGUGAAGGCUGGCUGUUAGAGAAGAGUGUGUCAGAGACCUGGAAAUCCAUCAUGGAGAGUUUGAAAAAACUUGGCAAGAGCAGCCAGGUGGAAGCGGCGGGUGAUGAAGGCGUCCAGGCCCCAGCAGCCAGCUGAGGCGUCUCUGGGAAGCACCCACCAGUCCCGCUAGGGACACCCUCACUGAACAAUGACACACGGGAAGUGGUGGGACUCAGAGGGGCAGUGGAAACUGCUCCCCUAAUCCGAUGUACAUUCAAGACCCCCAGUGGAGAAUGACCAUCUUGAAGCACUAACCCUUUCUCAGUGGGUGGGUGGGUCAGAGAGGAGGGUUUAAUGCCGGCUCUAUUUGGAAAGGGACCUCCCUCCAGCUCACUCUUCCUAGAGAAACCCUCACCACACCCCGCAAAGGCUUUCCCCCUUUUUUCUGCGGGCCCUAACCCAUGAAAGGGUUUCAAAAGGGCAAUAGCUACAUUCACAAUCUUUCUUGCUCCCCUAGUAUAUAAAUGUGAUCCCAACGUCUCAGGGAUGGCUGCCUGCCUACAUACAUGCUCUCUUCUCCCCUUUCCUCACCCUAUUCAGUGCUUCUCUCUCUUUUUAAUCACUUCCCUUGCACCCUCUUUGGACAGGUGUUACCCAAAUAAUUCAGGAACUAGACACCCUGUCUGGGGCUCUCCUCUGUGUAAGCUGGAGAGGAUGCAGAGGGUCCCCUUGCUAACUCCAGGUCUACUUUAUUUCCAAGACCAUGUGGAAUAAAGCAUCACUUGAUGAGUCUAGAUGGGAUCACAAUAGAGGAGUCUGAAAAAACGUACUGUUCAUUUUAAAUUGUAGUGCAACCCCUUUGCACUUGAUGCUGGGGAUGGUGGAAGGUGGAAGUUGGAGGAGGGGAGGGCCAGAAGAGUGACCAAGAUUUCUCCUUUCUCAGAGGAGCAGGACCUUCAAGGCCUUGAUGGCCCUAAAAUAGAGUGUGAGGAAAGAAAAAUAGUUUUCAGCCCAUUCCGUUUUUAGACAUAAGCAUGAUCUCUGACACAGUCCUAAGUUCCUCAGCGAUUCAUUGUAGUUAUGAGCAGGGAGGGUCAAAGGUAACCACAGCCUGCAUGUGGCAUCUCAAAACCAUAACUUACAUUCUAUUCUGAGACAGAAACUGCCACGCUGGAUUUCUGUCUUUUUAAAAAUAGCAGGGGCAGCUAGGUGGCUCAGUGGAUAAAGCACUGGCCUUGGAUUCAGGAGGACCUGAGUUCAAAUCCAGCCUCAGACACUUGACACUAGCUGUGUGACCUUGGGCAAGUCACUUAGCCUUCAUUGCCCCACAAAAAAACAAAAAAAGACCCAAACCCAACAGAUAUUAUUUUUGCCCCAGAGGGUAGUAGAGACAUCUCCUAAAAGAUACAACACUUGCCCUUUGGGGAGUAUUGUGUAUCUCUCUUGAGGGUAAGGACACAAGGGAUAAGUCUGAGUGCCACAUAGGACUCCCCAACACCACUCCCAAUGUACCCCUGGCCACCCAGGUAAGAGAGAGUGAGGGUCUACCUUCCUGGGAUGAUUUACCUUGAGAAAGGCCCUUUUGGCUUGUAUCCUGAGCCUAGAUAUGAGAAGAGGAACCUUGGUCAGACACAUUACAUUCAGAUGCAGGGGAAGAAUGAUCUUGCCUCCAACCCCAAACCUUAGGACAAGGCAGAUACUCAUCACAGCCCUGAUGGGCCAGGUAAGGGGUCUGCUAGCUGGUUGGAUCACCAUUCAAUUAGAGACCCAUUCUGCAGCCCCUGAGACCAAAGCUGGGGGAGGGAACGUGCAGCCCUUCCGCUGGCAGGGCUGGAGGGAAGGCAACGGCUUAGAGAUGGGUUUUCUGUGACUGCUUCAAUCCAAUCAAGGCAGUUGUGGUCCCAGUGAAACGCAAGUACCUUUCACAGUCCACGCCUCGCCUUCUCACUUCCCUUCCAUGAUGAUGGGAACUUUAUCAUCACUGAUCUGACUGGAUAUGACGGCCCUUUGCUCUACCCUUGCAAAUAGAGUGAAACAAUAUGGAACCUGGGAUAGAGUGCAGACCCCCAAAUUCUAGUCUUUGCUUUGCCAUUGGUUUUUACUGUAUCUCCAGGCAACCUACACAGGUUUUUCUAUCCUGCAGUUGAGGGAAGACUGCAAAUUUUUUUUUCUUCAGAAUUGGAACAUAGGCAGGCCUGUUCUCAAAGUAGAUGAAGACAUUUAACUACAUGCUCAGCAACAGUUCUUUUUGACCCAAAGUCCCUGUAUUAACUUAAAAGUUCUUUCACUAUAACAGGAGAGCUAUGUAUUAACUCCCUAUACUCGUGCCCCUGUCCAGGGCCAAACGCCACCAUGCAAAUGCUAUUUUAGGCUCACACUUGUACCUAUGUUGUU
Molecule: messenger RNA, 3746 nt
Organism: Dromiciops gliroides (monito del monte)
Lineage: Eukaryota; Metazoa; Chordata; Mammalia; Microbiotheria; Microbiotheriidae
Gene: PRPH2
Product: peripherin 2
Exons: 3
Coding region: 468-1508 (346 amino acids)
Biological process (GO): visual perception
Cellular component (GO): membrane
Source: RefSeq, a predicted model, not a curated record